Ceutorhynchus assimilis (cabbage seed weevil) is the source of this 669-nucleotide messenger RNA. The record is from the annotation of a GenBank genome assembly. NCBI's taxonomy places the organism in Eukaryota, Metazoa, Arthropoda, Insecta, Coleoptera, Curculionidae.
AAUCAAUUGCGCAGGAACUGGACUAUAAAUAAAAUUGCUCUUAUGCUCUCUCUGGUAUCGAACAUGCAUGCAAGCAGUCGGCCAUGUGAAAAUUCACCAAUUCCGCAAAUUAGAGACUAAAAAGUGCAAUAAUCAAGUGAUGCAAAAGCUACGUCAUUCCGUCGUCCAACUGCAAAAGUCUACGUGCACCUAGAAGAGGAUAUUAGAUGACUCUUCGGUAAGACGAAUUGUAACGACUAAAAUGAACAUGGAUGAAACACAAACAGAAAUUCAAAUAACCCUCCAAAACUUUAGAGACAUGGAUGCAUAUAUCAGAGGAAUGAUGGCCCUGAUUUCUGAUGAAAUUAGCAAAAAUGAUUUGGAAUACAUGUAUUUAAAAAAUCUAGUUAUUCAGAAACCUGCGUCCACACCACCACCACCAAGUAGUCCAAUAAAAAAUAGCAAAAUUAGGAUAAUAAGUGAUAUAAGGAUCAAUAGUUCAUCAACUUCGGUUAAGGAGAUGCGUCCUGCUCUUCUACCCGAGUUUCCUGCUGUUCUACCUGAGUUAAAUCUUGACUUACCUCCCGCAACUUACGAGCUACCUGAUUUGGACGAAUGGUGUAGUUAUUAAAUUAUUAUUGUUAGUUUUGAAAACAUCAAUUUGUGAUAAUUAUAAGAUGUGAAAUUUUC